This is a messenger RNA of Effrenium voratum, 2342 nucleotides long. The record is from the annotation of a GenBank genome assembly. NCBI's taxonomy places the organism in Eukaryota, Dinophyceae, Suessiales, Symbiodiniaceae.
GAGGGGAGGUCGAGAGAGAGAGAUCCUUCGCCGCGAUCCGCGAUGGAGAGCGCCAUGAGCGCUCCGAACUUGUCGAGGGUCAAUGGCUUUCAGCCCGGCUGCGUGGUGCCGCUCUCGGAGAGUCGCUUGGCCUUUGCUGCGGGCAAGCUGGUGGUGGAGAUGGACCUGGAGUCCAAGGCACAGAGGUUCGUGCAGGGGCACAGCGCCCUCGUGACAUGCAUGGCCCACUCAGAGCAGCAAGCACUUGGAGCUUCUGGCCAAGUGUGCAGAGCUGGCGCCAAAUGGGCAGAAGUCCUGCUGUGGGAUUCGGACUCUUUGGAAGUUUGUGCAUGCUUUUCCUACCACCAGGCGGAUGUGGAGGCCAUCGCCUUCAUUCAGGACGGCGAGGUUUUGGUCACGGUGGGCUCUGACCGCGAUAAGACUAUGGCUUUGUGGCCCGCGGCCCGGGAGGGCGUGUUCCGGAUCGGGCGCAAGGAGGGGGUGCCGCUGGCGGUGUCUUCGGCCUUCAAGGACGCCGCUGUGAGUGGGGUGGUGCCGGCCCCCGGCGGCAGCGAGCUGCCGCUGCUCUUCGCGAGCUUCGGGGUGAAGCACAUCAAGUUCUGGCACUCCGCGCGGUCCGCGCGGCUCUCCGCCGCCAUCGAGGGGCGCCGGGGCGCCUUCGGCUGCGACGGGGCGCCCGAGGUGAUCCUCUGCGCGGCCUGGGUGGCCCGGGAUCGCCUGGUGGCGGGCGGCAACGCCGGGGAGGUCUUCUUCUUCCACGGCAGCCGAGCUGUGCGGAAGAUGCAGCUGCAGAGCUCUCCGGUCGCCUGCCUGCUGCCCCUAAAGGAGGCCUUGGCUGUAGUGCACGGCAGCGGCAUGUGCCACCUACUGAACUUCGGGAAAGCACAGGAGGUAGACUUCAGCGCUGUGGCUGGCUGGCCAGGUGCCCGCUUCAGGACCCAGCUGGUAUCGGGUUCUUGGAAGGACCGCACUUUGCUUCUGUCCUCCAAGACUCAUUUGAUGUCCCUGGACUUUUCCAACGGCCUCCACCAGACGAAGAACUGUCAGGUCUUGAUUUCCCAGCCGUCCGCCGCCCUCACCUCGGUGGCCAUUCACCCAGUGGAGCCCCGGCUGUAUGUGUCCGCCCUGGACGGCUUGGUGCGCUGCUACGACGCCGCGUGGAAGCCUUUGGAAUCACAGAGCCUCAAGGCCUCAGCCGGGGUGACCUGCCUGGCCCUGAGCGGCGCCGCCUCGGAGGACAGCUCGGCCUGGCUGGCGGUGGGCUGCAGCGAUUCGACUCUCUCCAUCCUGAGCGAGAAGUCACACCGCUAUGUUCUGAGGAGAUCGCUGUCCGGGCGCAAGGCUCGGCUCACCUGCGCGAAGUUCUCGGCGGUGGACGUCUCCGGCGCCCACCCGCUGUGGCUCGCAGUGGGCACCGACGACGGCUGCAUCCACACCUUCCGCUUCAAGGAGCCUACAUGCAGGUCCUCGGUCUACACCACUCACACUGGGGAGGAGAUCGUGAGUAAGGUGGCGACGCUUCGGGGCCAUGAGGCGCCCAUUUUCGACAUUUGCUUUGCGGACACUCUGCCCUGCACGUAUCUGAUCGGUGUGGACUUGUCUGGCAAGGAGCUCGCCUUCGAUGUGCCUAUGGCAAGGAGGCUGCCUACCAUUGCCAUGGUGCGGGAGGUGCCCUUCAGUCCUUGGACCGCUCCUACUGGCUGGCAAGUGCAGGGCUGCCAGGGAGCGCAAGCGUCAGCGGGAGCGCUGCGCCGCUUCCAUGAGAUCCCGGGUAGGCAAGCCAUUGCUGUGGCGGACUCAGAGAAGGUGGAGAUCUUCCCCUUCCCGUGCUCGACGCCCCCCGGCAUCCACCCACCGCGUCUGGAGGGCCCUGCUGCUCCGAUCUCCACGUUGCUUUUCAGCAACAUCACCGAUAGCUUGCUGGCGACUGCCGACACGGUUCUCUUUGAGUGGUCCUGGACAGCGCAGGCGCCACGGAUGCCGCUGACUCCCUUGCGCUCGGUUCAAGGCAUGUCUGAGACACCCGAGAGCCGCAAGCCGCAAAUGCCGGCCUUCACGCCUCCGCCAAGGGCCCGCAGUUCCCAGGCUUCUCGUGCGCAGGCAAAGGAAGAGGCAAGCUGCCGCAACUGUCACACGGCUCUAACCGCGGGACUAUUCUGCCCGAACUGCGGCCAGAAGCGUCCUGACUCUGCGCAGGCGCCUCGGACUCCCCAGAGAGCCGCGUCGGCUGCAAGGCGCGUUUAGCGCGGUGAGGGCGGCUUGGGGCGUGCCUGCCAGGCCAGGGGUGCCUUUGUAAAUUAGGGGCCAUUGGUCUCAGUGACCACUGGGGGACUCUGUGGGUU